This is a messenger RNA of Aedes albopictus (Asian tiger mosquito), 2308 nucleotides long. RefSeq lists its product as uncharacterized. The coding region runs from base 1309 to 2079 and encodes 256 amino acids. Lineage: Eukaryota; Metazoa; Arthropoda; Insecta; Diptera; Culicidae. The record is from RefSeq and is a predicted model, not a curated record. The transcript is spliced from 3 exons.
UUAUCCCAGCCCGCUCCCCCCAUUUCGGUGGGUUGUGGGAAGCGGGGGUAAAAUCCUUUAAACACCACUUUCGCCGUAUUUUGGGUUCGAAAUCUCUUCGUCUGGAUGAAAUGGUCACCGCAGUAACUCAAAUCGAGAGCAUACUUAACUCUAGGCCAUUGACGCCGUUAUCUAACAACGCUGAGGAUUUAAAUGCUUUAACGCCGGGACAUUUUAUAAUCGGAGAACCAAUGUUCUCAAUUCCGGAGCCAGACGUGACGGAUAUGAGCAUUAACCGCUUAAAUCGUUUCCAGGAAUUGAAACGAUCCGUCCAAGAUUUCUGGCACCGAUGGUCCCGCGAUUACGUGAGCCAGUUGCACCAACGACCCAAAUGGCAAACCGAAACUCACAACGAUCCGGUCCAAGGCGCAUUGGUCCUGCUCAAACAGGAGCACCUUCCUCCACUUCAGUGGAACUUGGGUCGCGUCGUCGAAACGUACGCAGGGAGCGAUGGGCACAUAAGGGUGGUGCUAGUGCGAACAGUUCGAGGAAUGUUCAAAAGAGCCGUGACCGAAGUCUGCACACUCCCGAUAGAUGUACUUCCAACGUCAAGCCCAAUCGAGAGCCAAAGGUCGCACGAAAGGAAGCAGCUAGGAACCGACAACGGAAGGAUACAGGUACAGAUACCGAGGACGACGCAUCGUAGGAUCAAACGCAGUUGAAACAGUAGGUUUCAACGGGGCCCUGUGUGUUGAAUUAUGAUUGAUUUAUUUUCCAGUGCUAUAUUUUCGAACAUUGAAUUAUCGAUUGAACUACCCCUAGCCUAACUUGAAAUCCCAUAAUUAUAUUGUACAAUGAAUUUCCGCUCUUAGGUAUAAGAUUUUUUCUAUAAAAGCUCAGCAGAGCCAGAAAACGCUCUCUUUCCACUCUCCAAAUUCGCUCGUGCUACAUCAUCAUAUCACAGUUCCCAGUUAUCUAAACCAGUGCGCAGUUUUUGCUCCGCUUUCGAGGCCGAUAUUUUACAGUGUGUAUAAAUCGCAAAAAGUUCUAAACAGUGGUGCCGAAACCCGGGAAUUCGUCUCGCCGGAUAAGUGUCGGGUCGCGUAGUGUGUGUAAAAGCAGUUUGUGACCGUGUGCUAGGACCACGUGGGAUAUCCUUUCUCGACACGGGCGGGCUCGAUUUGGGGGAGCUCCGAAGCAGCACUUCGUGACCAUCUCUCGUCACCUCAGGAAGCGUUAAUCUACUUCGGCGGCCGUUCUGGUACGGCAAUCCGCGCCCAGCAGGUCGGAAUCAACCUUGCUUAACAGAGUACUGUGUUCGGGUUCGUGAUGUCAGGAAUGUACACUACGCCUGCGAAUCAACCGCCAAUUUGCAUAGUUAGUACAGCUAACAGUCUGGACGGGAUGCUUCAGAGAUUUUGGGAGAUGGACAAUCUAGAUCACGGUAGAGCUCUGACAUUGGAUGAGCAACGGUGCGAAGACCACUUCAGAAGAACAGUGACGCGUGAACGAGAUGGGAGAUACGUAGUUCGGCUGCCUGUACGAGACGAUCGACUGCCGUAUCUAGGUGACGCACAUCAGUUAGCACAGCGUCGGUUGCUGUCUACCGAACGACGGUUUAGAACUGAUCCGAACCUUCAACAGAACUACCACCAGUUCAUGGAGGAGUAUGCAAGACUAGGACACAUGGAGCCCAGCGUCUAUACAGGAAUUGAAACGAUCCGUCCAAGAUUUCUGGCACCGAUGGUCCCGCGAUUACGUGAGCCAGUUGCACCAACGACCCAAAUGGCAAACCGAAACUCACAACGAUCCGGUCCAAGGCGCAUUGGUCCUGCUCAAACAGGAGCACCUUCCUCCACUUCAGUGGAACUUGGGUCGCGUCGUCGAAACGUACGCAGGGAGCGAUGGGCACAUAAGGGUGGUGCUAGUGCGAACAGUUCGAGGAAUGUUCAAAAGAUCCGUGACCGAAGUCUGCACACUCCCGAUAGAUGUACUUCCAACGUCAAGCCCAAUCGAGAGCCAAAGGUCGCACGAAAGGAAGCAGCUAGGAACCGACAACGGAAGGAUACAGGUACAGAUACCGAGGACGACGCAUCGUAGGAUCAAACGCAGUUGAAACAGUAGGUUUCAACGGGGCCCUGUGUGUUGAAUUAUGAUUGAUUUAUUUUCCAGUGCUAUAUUUUCGAACAUUGAAUUAUCGAUUGAACUACCCCUAGCCUAACUUGAAAUCCCAUAAUUAUAUUGUACAAUGAAUUUCCGCUCUUAGGUAUAAGAUUUUUUCUAUAAAAGCUCAGCAGAGCCAGAAAACGCUCUCUUUCCACUCUCCAAA